Molecule: messenger RNA, 6267 nt
Organism: Octodon degus (degu)
Lineage: Eukaryota; Metazoa; Chordata; Mammalia; Rodentia; Octodontidae
Gene: Grin2a
Product: glutamate ionotropic receptor NMDA type subunit 2A
Exons: 14
Coding region: 309-4703 (1464 amino acids)
Biological process (GO): monoatomic ion transport; long-term synaptic potentiation; excitatory postsynaptic potential
Cellular component (GO): postsynaptic membrane; NMDA selective glutamate receptor complex; postsynaptic density membrane
Molecular function (GO): transmitter-gated monoatomic ion channel activity involved in regulation of postsynaptic membrane potential; NMDA glutamate receptor activity
Source: RefSeq, a predicted model, not a curated record
CAUGGGGCCGGGUGAGCGCUGACAGUCACGGCCGCAGCCAUCAGCCCUGGAGAUGACCAGGAGCGGCCACCGCUGAGAACUAUGUGGAGGGAGGCUGCGAGCCCUGCUGCAGAGCCUCCGGCUGGGAUAGCCGCCCCCCGUGGGGGCGAUGCGGACAGCGCGGGACAGCCAGGGGAGUGCGCGGGGGCCGCACCAUGCGGGAACCCGCUAAACCCGGUGGCUGCUGAGGCGGCCGAGAUGCUCGUGCGCGCAGCGCGCCCCACUGCAUCCUCGACCUUCUCCGGCUACAGGGACCGUAAGUGGCGACUAUGGGAAGACUGGGCUAUUGGACCUUGCUGGUGUUGCCGGCCCUACUGGUCUGGCGCGGUCCGGCGCGGUGCGCGGCGGCGGAAAAGGGUCCCCCGGCGCUGAACAUUGCGGUGCUGCUGGGUCACAGUCACGACGUGACGGAGCGUGAACUUCGAAACUUGUGGGGUCCGGAGCAGGCAGCGGGGCUGCCCCUGGAUGUGAACGUGGUAGCGCUGCUCAUGAACCGCACUGACCCCAAGAGCCUCAUCACGCACGUGUGUGACCUCAUGUCUGGGGCGCGCAUCCACGGCUUGGUGUUUGGGGACGACACUGACCAGGAGGCUGUGGCCCAGAUGCUGGAUUUUAUCUCCUCGCAGACUUUCAUCCCCAUCUUGGGCAUCCACGGGGGCGCAUCCAUGAUCAUGGCUGAUAAGGAUCCAACAUCUACCUUCUUCCAGUUUGGAGCCUCCAUCCAGCAACAAGCCACGGUCAUGCUGAAGAUUAUGCAGGAUUAUGACUGGCACGUUUUCUCCCUGGUGACCACCAUCUUUCCUGGCUACAGGGACUUCAUCAGCUUCAUCAAGACGACAGUGGACAACAGCUUUGUGGGCUGGGACAUGCAGAAUGUGAUCACGCUGGACACUUCCUUUGAGGAUGCAAAGACGCAAGUCCAGCUGAAGAAGAUCCACUCUUCCGUCAUCUUGCUCUACUGCUCCAAAGACGAGGCUGUCCUCAUUCUGAGUGAGGCUCGCUCCCUUGGUCUCACUGGCUAUGAUUUCUUCUGGAUCGUUCCCAGCUUGGUCUCUGGGAACACGGAGCUCAUCCCCAAAGAGUUUCCAUCAGGCCUCAUCUCAGUCUCCUACGAUGACUGGGACUACAGUCUGCAGGCGCGGGUGCGGGACGGCCUUGGCAUCCUAACUACUGCCGCAUCGUCUAUGUUGGAGAAGUACUCCUACAUCCCCGAGGCCAAGACCAGCUGCUAUGGGCAGGCAGAGAAGCCGGAGGCCCCGCUUCACACUUUACAUCAAUUUAUGGUCAAUGUGACCUGGGAUGGCAAAGACCUGUCCUUCACUGAGGAGGGCUAUCAGGUGCACCCCAGGCUGGUGGUGAUCGUGCUGAACAAAGACCGGGAAUGGGAGAAGGUGGGCAAGUGGGAGAAUCAGACCCUGAGCCUGAGGCAUGCUGUGUGGCCAAGGUACAAGUCCUUCUCUGACUGUGAGCCAGAUGACAACCACCUCAGCAUUGUCACCUUGGAGGAAGCCCCUUUUGUCAUCGUGGAGGACAUAGACCCAUUGACUGAGACCUGUGUGAGGAACACCGUACCCUGCCGGAAGUUUGUCAAGAUCAACAAUUCCACCAAUGAGGGGAUGAAUGUUAAAAAAUGCUGCAAAGGCUUCUGCAUCGACAUCCUGAAGAAGCUCUCAAGAACCGUGAAGUUCACCUAUGACCUCUACCUGGUGACCAAUGGGAAGCACGGCAAAAAGGUUAACAACGUGUGGAAUGGAAUGAUUGGUGAAGUGGUCUAUCAGCGGGCUGUGAUGGCUGUUGGCUCCCUCACCAUCAACGAGGAGCGCUCCGAGGUGGUGGACUUCUCUGUACCCUUUGUGGAGACAGGGAUCAGCGUCAUGGUUUCAAGAAGCAAUGGCACUGUCUCACCUUCUGCUUUUCUAGAACCAUUCAGCGCCUCUGUGUGGGUGAUGAUGUUUGUGAUGCUGCUCAUUGUCUCUGCCAUAGCUGUUUUUGUCUUUGAAUACUUCAGUCCUGUUGGAUACAACAGAAACUUAGCCAAAGGGAAAGCACCGCACGGGCCUUCUUUCACCAUCGGGAAAGCUAUAUGGCUCCUCUGGGGCCUGGUGUUCAACAACUCUGUGCCUGUCCAGAACCCCAAAGGCACAACCAGCAAGAUCAUGGUGUCAGUGUGGGCCUUCUUUGCCGUCAUUUUCCUGGCCAGCUACACGGCCAAUCUGGCUGCUUUCAUGAUCCAGGAGGAGUUUGUGGACCAAGUGACUGGCCUCAGUGACAAAAAGUUUCAGAGACCUCAUGACUAUUCCCCGCCUUUUCGCUUUGGGACAGUACCUAAUGGAAGCACAGAGAGGAACAUUCGGAAUAACUACCCCUAUAUGCAUCAGUACAUGACCAAAUUUAAUCAGAAGGGAGUGGAGGAUGCACUGGUCAGCUUGAAAACAGGGAAAUUGGACGCUUUCAUCUAUGAUGCAGCAGUCUUGAAUUACAAGGCUGGGAGGGAUGAAGGCUGCAAGCUGGUGACCAUUGGGAGUGGGUACAUCUUUGCCACAACUGGCUAUGGAAUCGCCCUCCAAAAGGGCUCACCUUGGAAAAGACAGAUUGACCUGGCUCUGCUCCAGUUUGUGGGUGAUGGUGAGAUGGAGGAGCUGGAGACUCUGUGGCUCACGGGCAUCUGCCACAACGAGAAGAACGAAGUGAUGAGCAGCCAGCUGGACAUCGACAACAUGGCAGGCGUGUUCUACAUGCUGGCAGCGGCCAUGGCCCUCAGCCUCAUCACCUUUAUCUGGGAGCACCUCUUCUACUGGAAGCUACGCUUCUGUUUCACGGGCGUGUGCUCCGACCGGCCCGGGCUGCUCUUCUCCAUCAGCAGGGGCAUCUAUAGCUGCAUUCACGGUGUGCACAUUGAAGAAAAGAAGAAGUCUCCAGACUUCAAUCUGACUGGGUCCCAGAGCAACAUGCUAAAGCUCCUCCGGUCAGCCAAAAACAUUUCCAACAUGUCCAACAUGAACUCCUCAAGAAUGGACUCACCCAAAAGAACAGCUGACUUUAUUCAAAGAGGCUCCCUCAUCAUGGAUAUGGUUUCAGACAAGGGAAAUUUGAUAUAUGCCGACAACAGGUCCUUUCAGGGGAAGGACAGCAUUUUUGGAGAUAACAUGAAUGAACUUCAAACAUUUGUGGCCAACAGGCACAAGGACAACCUCAAUAACUAUGUGUUCCAGGGACAGCAUCCUCUUACUCUCAAUGAGUCCAACCCCAACACAGUGCAGGUUGCUGUGAGCACAGAAUCCAAAGGGAACUCUAGACCCCGGCAGCUCUGGAAGAAAUCCAUGGAGUCUCUACGCCAAGAUUCUCUGAGUCAGAAUCCAGUUUCCCAGAGGGACGAGGGGACAGUGGAAAACAGGACCCACUCCCUAAAAAGCCCCAGGUACCUUCCAGAAGAAGUGGCCCAUUCUGAUAUUUCAGAAACUUCAAGUCGGGCCACAUGUCACAGGGAACCUGACAACAAUAAGAACCAUAAGACUAAGGACAACUUCAAAAGGUCAAUGGCCUCCAAAUACCCCAAGGACUGCAGUGAAGUUGAACGCACCUACCUGAAAACCAAAGCUGGCUCUCCCAGGGACAAGAUCUACACCAUUGAUGGUGAGAAGGAGCCCAGUUUCCACUUAGAUCCUCCUUCAUUUGUUGAAAAUAUAUCCCUCUCAGAGAAUGUGGGCUUCCCAGAUACCUACCAGGAUCAUAGUGAGAACUUCCUCAAGGGGGACUCCACACUGCCCGUGAACAGGAACCCCCUGCAUAAUGAGGAAGGGCUUCCCAACAAUGACCAGUAUAAGCUCUAUCCCAAGCACUUCACCUUGAAAGACAAGGGUUCCCCCCAUAGUGAAGGUAGUGACCGUUACAGGCAGAACUCCACGCACUGCCGAAGCUGCCUUUCCAACCUGCCCACCUACUCUGGUCACUUCACCAUGAGGUCCCCCUUCAAGUGUGAUGCUUGUCUGAGGAUGGGGAACCUCUAUGACAUCGAUGAAGACCAGAUGCUCCAAGAGACAGGGAACCCUGCCAGCCAGGAGGGGGUCUAUCAGCAAGACUGGGCACAGAACAAUGCACUCCAGUUCCAGAAGAACAAGCUGAGGAUGAACCGUCAGCAUUCCUACGAUAACAUCCUUGACAAACCCAGGGAGUUAGACCUCAGCAAGCCUUCCCGGAGCAUAAGCCUCAAGGACAGGGAGAGGCUCUUAGAGGGCAACUUAUAUGGGAGCCUGUUUAGUGUCCCUGCAAGCAAACUCUCAGGGAACAAAAGCUCCCUUUUCCCCCAAGGUCUGGAGGACAGCAAGAGGAGCAAGUCCCUCUUGCCAGACCACACCUCUGAUAACCCUUUCCUUCACUCCUACAGGGAUGAUCAACGCUUAGUUAUUGGAAGAUGCCCCUCGGACCCUUAUAAACACUCCUUGCCAUCACAGGCAGUGAAUGACAGCUACCUUCGGUCGUCCUUGAGGUCAACUGCAUCAUACUGUUCUAGGGACAGUCGGGGCCACAGUGAUGUGUAUAUUUCAGAGCAUGUUAUGCCUUAUGCUGCAAAUAAGAAUAAUAUGUACUCUACCCCCAGGGUUUUAAAUUCCUGCAGCAAUAGACGUGUGUACAAGAAAAUGCCUAGUAUUGAAUCUGAUGUUUAAAAUCUUCCAUUAAUGUUUUAUCUAUAGGGAAACAUGUAAUAGCCAACGUUCUGGAGGGUAAAUGUUGGAUGUCCAAUAGUGCCCUGCUAAAAGGAAGAGGAUUUAGGGAGGUAUUUUUUGUUGGCUCUUUUGCUCAUGGCUCCAUGCCAUAAUAAUCUUCCACUCAAGGAGUCUUACGAAGUUUGUGCUGAGUAUGGCAGAUAUCAGAUAGGUGAGUCCUUAACCAAAAACAAAUACAUAAGUAAGGGCAAAGCUCCGGGACAUGCCUACUAGGUAUGUUGGCAAUAAUGAUGCACUAGAUGCUGAUGGUGAUGUUAUGAUUUCCUAUAUUCCAAAUUCCAUCAAGAUCAGUCCAACACAUAAUUUCUUCAUCAGAAAUGCCUAGUGGUUUCUCUAAUACAGAAUAAGCAAUAUGGUAUGCAUGUAAAUCUGACACAGACAAUAAAACAGUUAAGAAUGCAUCUGCACUGUAGUGAGAUUGACAUGUGCAAGAGAUUAGGAAGUUUGGCUUGUAACAGUUCUCAGCUUUAUUGUUAUGCCUUCCUUUCACAACCCAGGCCCAACCCCAAGAAAUCCAAGCUCCCCCAAAGAACAGCAAACUAAUAUGUUCAUGGUACCUGUGUUACCUUCAUUAUAGUCCAUUCCCAAGACACAUCUGGAACAAAAAGCCAGAGACAUGCUCAGGCAGAGAGCUAUAAGUAUCUCUUUGGAUGUUGAUGUGUGUAUUUCACUCACUUUCGGCUUUGGUGGUCUUGUUCAGAGCUGCAUAAACUAACACAUUAUGUCUUUACUGUCUAAGUGUGGAUCUUCUGUCUGUGACACAGUGGCCAUUGUAGUUUAUCCUGAAGACUCCUCUGUAUGUAAGUUUGCAUUUUCUCCCUUCUGGUGAUGACUCAGGGUUGUAUAGUAUCUAUUACCUCGUCCUUCCCAGAGUAACCAUAACUUGUUGGUCCCCGAGCAGCUAUGAUGGUGUCUGAUUAGAUGUGUGUUGCUGUUCCCAGAGUUUUUAAUGUGCUGUCAUGUGCCAACAGCCAUAUGUGUACUGUGACCUGUAAGAAGUGCCAUGCUAUGUGUCUGCCCGAGGCCAACACGGUUCUUUAGGCUUAUCUUCCUUAAUGUCAUGAAACUUUUGGACUCAUUGUCUCCCAGUCUCCUCAUAUCAAAGGCCUUGAAACCAUGAAACACUCAUGCAUCUACCCCGAGCACCCUCCAAACUGUGGAGAAGCUUAGUAAGACAAGUGAUUUCUCUCUUCUGAAAUACUCUUUUUAUUGGAAGAAAACUACUUCACCAGCACCAACUGAUCUAUAAACAAUUCUCAAAGCAUUUAUCAUUUCUGAACUACUCACACCAUCCCAUUCUUAUUCUACUCAGACCUGUGCACAUGUGGUAUGAAUGAUAGUCAUUAUUUAAAACAUUUGGAAAAAGAGAGGGAAGGUUUAGGAAAGUUAAGCUUCUUAGCAUAGCACCGUCCUGUAACAAAGUAUUGGGGAAAAAGGUUAGUUGUUAAGUUACGAAGCUUUUUCAGACCAGGAUUUUCUAAUUUAAAAACUAAAUACCAUAAAA